Molecule: messenger RNA, 3981 nt
Organism: Epithele typhae
Lineage: Eukaryota; Fungi; Basidiomycota; Agaricomycetes; Polyporales; Epitheliaceae
Exons: 13
Coding region: 1-3981 (1326 amino acids)
Molecular function (GO): guanyl-nucleotide exchange factor activity
Source: RefSeq, a predicted model, not a curated record
AUGGCCUUGGUUCAAACACCCCGCAAGACCGUGCCGCUUGCGAUGGAGGAUGAGCAUAUUCCCCGGCCGAAGCCCAAAUCACAUUCUCCUGAUGUCACACGACGGGUGUUCUUUUGCGGGGUGGUGGUGGAAGGCACGGAGGGGGGACGAGAGCUUUCACUUGAUGUCAAAGAGCUCAUUGCUUCUCUGGGAGAAAGCAUUGACUUGGUACCCGCUUCCACGAAUUCGUCUCCAUCCACUACUGACAUGAAACAAGUACGUAUCAAACGCAGGAGAGCCAUGACGAACACAUCCGCAUUGGCCGACAUUACCAAGGAGCUCGUCACUACUGAGCGUACCUACGUCAAGAAGCUUCGUGUACUCAAGAAAGAAUAUGCGGACCCACUCCGUGAGUUCUCGAAGAACAAGCACACAGCCAUUGUUCCCCCAUAUCAAGCCAAGGCUAUCUUUGGCAACAUAGACAAGCUCCUUCCGGUCAACGAGGCAUUCCUGACGGACCUGGAGAAGAUGGAUCGAGAUGGCACUCCGGGAGUGGGAGACAUUGCGAUCAAGCACUUUAAGACUCUGAAGGCUUUCGAGUGCUAUAGAGAGUACUUCGCAAAACAUGAGGAAGUACAGAAACUGUUCGAGCAUGAGGUGAAGAAGAACUCCCGUUUCGCAGAGUACAUCGACCGUGUCAAAUACUCUACAGCCUCAGACGCACGGAACAAAUUCGGUCUCGUGGAGCUGCUUGCGGAGCCAUGGCAGCGUAUUCCAAGGUACACGCUCAUGUUCAACACGAUGCUCAAACACAUGGCCAUGAAUCAUCCUCAACGAUCUCAGCUGGAGGAAGCAAUCCAACACGCAAGUGACAUCGCCAAGGCGGAAACAGAUCCUCAGAUGAAGCGUAUGGGAAUCAUGCAUUGUCUCGCAACAUCCAUUGAAAACUUCCCCAUGGACCUCGUGUCAAGUUCGCGGCACUUCAUCGACUGCAUCGACGUACAAGAUGUCGUCGCUCCGGACCCUCACGCACCAGUAUCAUCCAACGGCCCGACUGGUGCCUUGACGCUCCACUGUUCGUUGUUCCUGUUCAACGAUAAGCUCAUGAUCGUGAAGAGGCCCGCGGACAAGAGCGGAAAGGCUCUAUCGGGUUUGGAUCAACUCGACAAGGUGGUGAAGGGCGGCGCGCUUCCAUCAAGCAUGCGGAAAAGCGGGUUGGUGUGUAAAGGGGUGUUGGAUAUUACGGACGUAGCAGCGACAGAAGUCGGUGGAGCCGACUUUCACCUAUUCCUCGAGAACCCAUUGUGGGACCAGACGGAGAAAUGGGCGGGACGGCAAUUCCGUUCGCUCUCCGUAGUCUUUCCCCCUGCUGCAGUUCACUUGGAUCCCAUACGCACGGCGAACGAGAAGAGGCGCUUCCUUGACGCCGUAUGGCUCGCCCAAGCCCGCUUUCGAACCCGAGCCGAACGGUCCAUCGUGCUUCGGGGCGAGGAGUUCGAGGUCGAGAACCGCGGUGGGUAUGUCACAUAUGCUAGCACGUAUUACAAUGUGUACACCCGUACGAACUUCCUACAAGAGCCUAAGAAGACGAAGAUUGUCCUCCAUAUCGAUCAGGACGGCAUCGCUGACGCCGUACCGUUUGGCGAGAGCGAAGGACCAUACGUUGUUGUAAGAGUCCAACCUAUAGCUGGAGCACUCGCACGUUACAACGUCACGUCAAGCUAUGAGGACGAGCCUGAGGAAGAUAUCAUGCAACCGGGGCGCAUACCUGAGCGCAUCGUACAAACUAUUCAACAAUACGGCCUCUUCAAAUUCAAGACCGGGGCUCUGUCGCGUCCUACAACACCUACCGUCUCUCGCUCGCGCGCUGCCAUUUUCGGCCUGGACGUGAUCUCCCGCAAUCUUUUCGGCGCUCGGUCAACCUCGGGAGGUAUGAGCGACUUCUUCGGGGGCUCGAUGAAUGGACAUCGUCGCGCAAGAACGGCUGAUAGUCGUAGUUCAACGCUCACCGGUUCCGGGAGCACCACGGGAAGCAGUAUAUCGCAGUUUUCAAGAGCCUCUACUACAACCGUGGCAACAUCGCUCAUGGACGACGAACCGCCUCCCUCGCUGACAAAAAGCACAAGAAGCUCAAGGACACGUUCGCUUUCUCGCGGGGCGAAGAAACUCAUCAAGCGAGCGAAAUCGCCCUUCCAGAGCGAUUACGAGGACGCUGUUGACUCCGAUGAUGCUGGCCCUCCCAGUGCGUACGAUAGCGCGUCCAUGAAACGGGGUCGCUCUGCAUCUGCCGGAGAAGCGAUGACUGUGGAUGCUUCCGAGCGCGACCUGGCUAGGCGGCUCGAGUUGGCGCGCAAGAACAGCCAAAAUCAACACGGGCGAGAAUACGAGUCCCUUGCCAUGCAGGAACCGGUAGAAGACACUAUAUACGAAGGCUCUUCUGAUCUUGGGCUUCUCUUCACAGAUGAUCCUCCGCCCGCGCAACGCCCCCUCUCACGCGUUUCCCGCAUGUCGCGCGCUCUGCCGGAGCUACCACAAGAUUACGACUACGCAGCAAGCCAGCGUUCCACGACGCCCACGAUCCGCGCGCAAUCACCCGCACUCAGCGAGAGCAGCCGGCGCGCACGAUCGCUUUCACGCCACUCUUCAGACCGAUCAGAUCGCCGACCCAUGGGUCCGCGUAGCCCUUCCCCACUGCCAAGGAGUCCGCGCUCAGCACACUCCCGCAUGCCCUCGGCGGACUCGGACACAGAGCCGGACAAUACCCAGCCCAUGUUCCCGACAACCCCGAUGCGCACAGUCUUCCCUCGCACACCCAUCCCGCGCAGCAAGCGACAGCCGUUUGAACCCACCAGUGCAGUCAACACAGACAUGACACCAAAAGCUGCAGCAACAGAAGAUGACGAUCGCAGAAGCAUGGAGUCUACGAAACUGCCUGGCCUCAUAGAACCACUGGCGAUUAAGAAACGCUCAUCUGUGCGGACGAAUGCGUCAACAGCAACAAUUACUGACUCCCCAGCGACACCAGCCCAUAGACCGCCUCAGCUGGCCCGCCGGCCUUCUCCCUACCAGAAAGGCCCCUCCGUGAAAUCCCAAACAACUCGUACCUCAGGGAACAGGACGACAGUGCCUACUAAGCUCCCCCGUGCCGAGGAGGAUGACGUCGACUUGGAUGAGCUUCAGUCCGUCGUCAAGCGUUCAGCUGAAGCAAUCAAAGCAGAUAUCGAAGAUUCGCAUCGCGCGAUCAAGAAAAUCAGACUCGAGACCCAGAAAGUGGCUACCUCGUCGCCCGUACGAGCUGCGGUCGUCGCACGGGAGACAAAUCCACCCUCUCCUGUGAAACGUAGUCAACCACUCACACCGCAACGACCAUCAUCUCCUGCAUGGACGAGAGAAGCCUUGACACGUCGCGAAGAGAUGCUGCAAGCAAUCGGCAAACGUGCUUCCGUCGACAUCUCCUCAGGUGGACCCCCUCGCAUCCGGACCGCACUGGGACCGUCUAGUUCCGCCUCUUCGCUAUUCUCCGCCAGUAGCACGAGCGGGAGUCAAACGGAUUGCGAACUCGCGAACUUUGUGGACGACGUUGCUGAGGAAGCCGAACAUAAGCUGGAUAGCGCUCUUCGACAUCAAGAAGAGGCGGAGUCAGAAGUUCGGCGUCUCAUGAGGCUGCUGAGAGACCGUACAGACGACCUGGUCAAGACUGGCUUGGGGCUCCAGAACUGGAAGCGGCAAUACGAGGUCGUAAGUCAAUUGCUUGCCAACAGUCAGCAGGAGGUCAACGAGCUCUAUCAGUACUUCAAUGAAGAGCUUGAAGGCAUGUUUGACGCCGCUAGUUUACCCGACGACGAUGCGUGGGCAGCCAUGACACGCAAGGUCAAGGAGGCACAGCAGGGCAAAGCGCGGGUGGAGCAAGAGAACUCCCAGCUCAAGACACGCAUUGCAGAGCUCGAAAUUCAACAAGAGCAGUGGGCAGCAUUGUUGCGUGAACACGGACUUAUAUCAUGA